Molecule: messenger RNA, 931 nt
Organism: Adelges cooleyi (spruce gall adelgid)
Lineage: Eukaryota; Metazoa; Arthropoda; Insecta; Hemiptera; Adelgidae
Product: protein dpy-30 homolog
Exons: 4
Coding region: 183-497 (104 amino acids)
Cellular component (GO): Set1C/COMPASS complex
Source: RefSeq, a predicted model, not a curated record
UCGAAAUUUUCGGAUUGAAUUUAUGUGACAUCUAUAUUAUUAUUAUUUUGCGCUUGCCGAUAAUUUGAAUCGUUGUUGUUUGUAGUGUUGUGCUGAUAUAAUUGCAAGUGCCAAGUUGUAUGUAUUCGGUCAGUGAUUUGUUUUUUUCUUAAUUGCAAAGUAAAAAAAAAUUUGUACUUAAAAUGUCGUCGUCGGUAGAAGCGACAAACGGUCAAGUGCCGACCACACCGCCGCUGGUACAUCCGUCGGAUGUGUCAUCCGAAUCCAGCCUCAUGGAAUCUCAAAAAGACGUCAACGCUAAAAAAACCAAAAAAGAUUCAAAGCACGUAGCACCAAUGCGCCAGUAUUUGGAUCAAACUGUUGUACCGGCUUUGUUGGUCGGAAUGAAAGAGUUGGUCAAGGAAAGACCUCCGGAUCCUCUAGGUUAUUUGGCCGCAUUCUUGUUGAAAUACAAGAAGGAACACGUUGACAAAGACUCAAAUUCAGAAACCCAAUAAUUGUAUUCAUAUAAUAAUGAUUAUUUAAAAAUAAAAAACAUCUACACUGUAAACUGUAAUCACGUCUGCUUUAUCCUAAUGGAUAUCUUUAUGUAUUUUUUUGCACUUUUGUUUUGAGUAUUCAUUUUUGUAUAUGUAUAUAACGAGUACAUGUAUCUCUCUCACUCUCUUUUUUAAUUUUAAAUGUUGUAGAUGUGUGAUAUAAUUAAAUAAGUUGUCUAAAAUAUUAGAGAUUUUUUUUUUUUGUUAUCAGUAAAAAUGAUUUCAAAUUUCAAUGUUAUUGUUUGUGUUAUGUUGUCACGGCAACAGAAUCACAACAAAACCGCUUGACCAUUAUAAGUAACUAAAAAUGAUUUUUUUUCUCAUUGUAAUUAAACGAUGUUCCAUUAAUUUAUUUGUAGAUUAUUAAUAAACCACCUAUAAUAUAUUCAAAA